Molecule: messenger RNA, 336 nt
Organism: Bacidia gigantensis
Lineage: Eukaryota; Fungi; Ascomycota; Lecanoromycetes; Lecanorales; Ramalinaceae
Exons: 2
Coding region: 1-336 (111 amino acids)
Source: RefSeq, a predicted model, not a curated record
AUGACCAGCCCAGCUAUCGCGCAACCAACGCCAAUCCCGGCUUUUGCGCCCGAACCUAGGCCCCCUGAUGACGAUAUAGGCGUAUCGGCCGCUGAAGGAGGAGCUGUAGAAGAGGAAGAGGUCACUGCGGGCGAAGAUGCAGAACUACUUGUGGCGGAACUGCUUGCGGAGGAGGAACUACUUGAUGACAAUAUUGGCAGGGGCAGCCUGAAAGGUCUGCCGGGUGGGGUCGGUGCAAUCUAUCUCCUUCUGAUCGUUGUUCCAACAACAGGACCAAAGACCAUUCGUUGUAUUGAAGAUGACAUCGUGCUGGUUGAAUUCAAUACACGCUUUUGA